ACAGAUGAUCUUAACUUAAUCGGCGAAAUCAUUACACUGAAAAUCUACAAGCCAGCAUCUGUGAGUAUUUUCUGUUGUAUCAUUUGUUGGUAUAUUUCUGCAUCAGAUCCAUCACUACCAGUCAGCACCUAUGAGUAUUUUCUGUUGUAGCAUUCUUUUGUGUUUGCUCACAGAGGCAUGGCGAGACAUGCAAGACAUUACGGUGAUUCCCAAAACCCGAAUGCUGUCUUCGACCGCCUCUAUUCUGUGUUGUUGCUGAACACAGAUGACUUAGAGCGUGAAAGGAACGUGGAUGACUUAACGACACACCUCUUUACCUCAACCCAAGUCACGGUGCAAGUGAAUUGGCCGCCCAUUACAGUGCACCCGACUUUCAUCAACAGCGAAGUCCUGUGGCGAUGGGCAGCGACGAAGUGGUUUUGGGGUGAGCACGCUUGUAGCCGUAGGUGGCACACCUGCCUGUAUGCAGACGGAGCCAUCAUGUCACUCGUCAAGGACACGGAGCGGCAGUCAUGUCUGGCAGCCUCUCCAUCUCCGAGUAGAACACGGGCGCUGGCAGACAUCGGAGCUAUUUGCGAGAGAGACCCGGCGGAGAGCGUGAGCUCUGCGAUAGAUGCCCGGGAUCUCCUUCAGGGUAAGCCGAGGACGUGAGACGUACCUCUAGACUUAUAUUGAAUUUUCAGUCAUGAUUUGACUGAUUCGCAACAACUUGGCCGAACUCCCCAAAAGUGAUUGAUAGGGAAAUGACUAUAAAUCUCUUCCUUUAUCAUCUGGAAGUAAACAUUCUGACCAUGAUCAGCUGCAAAAAAACAAAAUAAAAAAAACAAAACAAACAAACAACAAAACAACAGCAACAACAACUUCUUAAAUGAAGUAAAGAAGAAAUUAUCGUAUUAAGCUGUCGAUCCAUCGUGGAUCAAGGAAUCUGCUAAGUUCUGCUACGUUGACACACUGACCAAAACUUUAAAAAAAUAAAUCAUUCCCUAAAUAAAGACCUGUUAUAAAUUUACGUAAAUUAUCCCGUACCAGCGUAAUUCUUAAUUUAAGUUUGAGGAAAUAGCUUAUUUAAAUUUAUUUUUUUUUAGCAUGGAUUUAACAACAUUGUCUCUGAUUUAUGGUCUUGAUCUUUUUUUUCCUCCUCACAGUUGAAAAUGGGAAAAUUCCUAGCAUUAUAAGCUUUGAUCAUCCUCAGUGUAUUGAUAGCACGGUGUUAGCAAUUUCCUGGUAAAUUUAUUUGAUAUAAGCAGCACUUUUCUAAUAUAUGUGCAUUUCACGACAAAUCUACACGCUACAUUCACUUAAAAUUGUUAAAUCACUUUUUGUUUUAGUUUGAUUGUACGUUUGUCUAUUUCUAUUUCCAGUUUUAUAUAUCAUCUAUACCUUUUAAGCCAAAAUCUCCGUAACCAUUUUGUGAAAUAUUUGAAAAUAUCAUCGUUUGUGAUCUUUGAGCCAGGUCAAAACCAACAAGUUCCUUCAAGGUCGCGACUUAAUAAGACAAUGAAACCAUGGUCGUCAUGCGUAAGUCGGGUUCAACGGAGCGUGUAUAGAACAUACCUUAGCAAGAAACUCAAGAUAGCCCACAAUGAAUUAUUACUCGUGGCCACUUGCAUCAAUAUUACGUUGCUAAGAUUAGUCAACUCGAUGCAGUCUUGUAUCACGUUGCACAAAGAUAGGCUGGUCCUUAGAGUAUGCUUGAACGUGGCUCAUUCAUCCAUGAGAUUACCGAAAGCACGAGUUGAUCUCGUUGUAAAACAGAACCAAAAAAACAAGCAUUCUAGAAAAAUGUUUUCCCCGUGUGAAGAAAGAAUACUCUUAAAAAAAUGUAACGUUAUUUUUAUCUCUUUAUUUUACUGUUUCAGGACCCUAUGCCAUCAUCGGUAAAGUAAAGCGUUGUAAAAAAAAAAUGUGACAAUUUGAAAUGUUUCGAAAAAGGACUCUCAAUCAUGGGCGCCC
This is a messenger RNA of Lymnaea stagnalis (great pond snail), 1953 nucleotides long. The record is from the annotation of a GenBank genome assembly. Lineage: Eukaryota; Metazoa; Mollusca; Gastropoda; Lymnaeidae.